AUAAUUAAACCUAGUCCUUGACAGCCCAGGUUUAGGAUUUGACGUUUGACUUGUCAAAAUUCUAACCUCAAAAUGGUUGUAAAUGCUUUAAAGCCUUUAAAUCAAAUUGCUACUUUUCUGAAGGUCCAGCCUGGCAAAAUCACCCUUGAUGAUGAUUCUAUGCCUGUGCGUGUUGUCAACAAAAACACAAGUUCCGGCUAUAUUAACAUAAUUCUUGAAUUGGUAAAAGAAGGAAAAGCAAGUUUGGAAGGCUGUUCAGACUUAGAAAAAGCCCUGAUUCGUCAAUGGAUUGAGUAUGGGUUUGUUUACGUGGCUAAGGCAGACAACCCCCAGCAAAUCUUAAAAGAACUUAACGCAGUUUUGGCCACAAGGACGUAUUUAGUUGCCCACAAAUUAACAAUUGCUGAUGUUUUUCUUUACUACUUUUUGCAAGAUAUAAUGGGCAAGUUAUCGAUUUUGGAGAAAGAAAAAUAUUCACACGUUUCUCGCUGGUUUGACAAUUUGCAACAAAACUCUUCAAUUCGCCAGUCAAAUAAAUUGGUAAACUUUGACACGCUUUAUUUAGCAAGUGUGGCCCCAGCAAGGCGAUAAAUAAAAUUAUUUUUAUGUAUGCAAUUAUUUAUUAAUAAAACAAUUCUACAUAG
Molecule: messenger RNA, 644 nt
Organism: Tribolium castaneum (red flour beetle)
Lineage: Eukaryota; Metazoa; Arthropoda; Insecta; Coleoptera; Tenebrionidae
Gene: AIMP3
Product: aaRS-interacting multifunctional protein 3
Exons: 4
Coding region: 73-591 (172 amino acids)
Biological process (GO): positive regulation of DNA damage response, signal transduction by p53 class mediator
Cellular component (GO): aminoacyl-tRNA synthetase multienzyme complex; cytoplasm; nucleus
Source: RefSeq, a predicted model, not a curated record